CCCAGGCGUGCUGUUUGUUGGGGAUGGUGCUGGGGACAGUCACUGUUUGUCUUGAGCUUCCUUUGAGAAGAGCUUCCUCCAUCCUUGGAGAUGGACCCUGGGGGAGGGAGGAGUUGCAGGAGCCCAGAACACAGCCUCAUUGUGUGCCUGUGUUUUGCUCCUGGCAUCGUCCUGGCCCGAGGUGCUGGUGGGGAAGCCUCCCUGAUGGCUUUUCAGAGGGCAGGAUAAAUCCAGUAGGACUCAAGUGGUGGGGCACCCCCCUUGCACGACCUUCCAGAGCCUCAAGGGAUGGGAACAUCAUCUCUUCAUCAGGAACAGGGAGAGGAGAAUAGAAUUAACCCUUGCCCUGCUGUCUGUGGGAUCAGAGAGCACUGUCCCAGCACUGGGGGCCAGUGUUGAGGGGGGGCUCUGCCAGCCCAAGAGGCUGCUGGAGCCCGAUGCAGAACUGUCCUUUUCCCUGAAUUCCCAAAGCUGUGGCCUGCAGAUAAAGGGAUGUUUGUUAGCCGGGCACACUGUGUUUUGCCGAGCAGAACAAUAAAGAGAAAGACACUCACAAUGGGAAAUUGUGCUUCCUCCUCCCUGUGCGCUCCUCGGGGAGGUGUUGGAGGGAAAAAAAAAAAAAAGAAGAAAACGGGAAGAGACGGUGACAGGGCAGGGAGCGAGGGCACGGCCAGCACCAUGGGAGCGGGCAUCAAGGGCCCGCGGGGGCACGGGGCUGCCGGGACACUGCCUGCCCCACAGCGGUGACAGGGAAGGGGCUGGCUGGGAGCACCUGCUCGCCACCUCCCACAUCCCCGUGUCACCUCUUCCAGGAGCCUCGUGGUGCAGGUGCGGCCUCCCCAGAGCCCCCGGCCCCACCAUGGGGUGUUCAUGACGGAGACGGGAAGCAGCAGGAGCUGGGGCAGCGCGUGGGCUGGGGGCAUUGGAUGGGCACAGCGGCUCCCCGAAGGACGGUAAGAGCCUGGGGGGGUGCCAGGAAGGAGGGUUGGCACGGCCUGUGGGGUCAGUGUCCUGCAAGCGAUGUCCCCUCUGCACAAUAAGUGUCAGAGAGCCCCCACAGAGCAGGGCCAUGUCCUACAGGCCCCACUGAAACCGGGGUGUGCCCCACUGCAUGUCCCUGACCCCCGCGUUCCCCCUAGGCACCGUCCUGCCCCCGGCUCUAAGGAUGCACAGGCUGCUCCUGCUCGGCUGCCUCUGGCUCCUGGCAGCACCCCCAGCUUCCAGCAUCUUCCAGCGGCCGACAGGGACCCCAGCCCCACUGCGCCUGCAGUACCUGCUGGAGCCCCUCCACCCCACGGUGCACACGCAACGUGGUGCCACGGCCACCCUGCCCUGCGUCCUGCGCGCCCUGCCCCACAACUACCGUGUCAAGUGGAGCAAGGUGGAGCCGGCCAACUACCGGGAGAACAUCAUCAUCAUCACCAACGGGCUGUACCACAAGAACUACGGGCCGCUGAGCCCGCGGGUGCACCUGCGGCACAGCCACCGCUACGACGCCUCGCUCACCAUCACCGAUGUGGCGCUGGAGGACGAGGGGCGGUACCGCUGCCAGCUCGUCAACGGGCUGGAGGAUGAGAGCAUCUCGCUCACGCUGCACCUGGAGGGCGUUGUCUUCCCUUACCAGCCCAGCAAUGGGCGCUACAAGUUCAACUACCACGAAGCUAAGCGAGCCUGCGAGCAGCAGGACUCCCGCCUCGCCACCUACCAGCAGCUGUACAAAGCCUGGACGGAGGGUCUGGACUGGUGCAACGCUGGCUGGAUCCUUGAUGGGACUGUCCAUUAUCCCAUCAUCAACUCACGGGAGCCGUGUGGUGGCCGCCUCCUCCUGCCUGGUGUCCGGACCUACGGUGCCAGGGACAAGCAGAAGGACCGAUUCGAUGCUUUCUGCUUCACCUCUGCUCUUCAAGGCCGGGUCUACUUCAUCCGGGGCCACCUGAAUUUCAAGGAGGCUGGGCAGGCAUGCCGCAACCACGGGGCUGCCAUCGCCAAGGUGGGGCAGCUCUACUCCGCCUGGAAGUUUUCGCAGCUGGACCGCUGUGACGGGGGGUGGCUGGCGGACGGCAGCGUCCGGUACCCCAUCACCACCCCCCGCGAGCGCUGCGGGGGACUGCCCGACCCCGGCGUCCGCAGCUUUGGCUUUCCCAGCAAGGAGAUGAGGACCUACGGCACCUACUGCUUCGUGGGGAAGUGA
This is a messenger RNA of Prinia subflava (tawny-flanked prinia), 2191 nucleotides long. RefSeq names its product hyaluronan and proteoglycan link protein 2 (gene HAPLN2). Lineage: Eukaryota; Metazoa; Chordata; Aves; Passeriformes; Cisticolidae. The transcript has 5 exons. The record is from RefSeq and is a predicted model, not a curated record. Gene Ontology annotation, biological process: skeletal system development; positive regulation of neuroblast proliferation; glial cell differentiation. Gene Ontology annotation, cellular component: synapse; perineuronal net. Bases 1112 to 2191 code for a protein of 359 amino acids. Gene Ontology annotation, molecular function: hyaluronic acid binding.